UUUGUAAAUUCUCACAAUGAGACAACAGUUGACGAGCACAGCUACUGCAAAGGUGAACAUCGAAAUGGAUCCAUCGCGGAUGCUACAGUUUUCCCGUAUGCAUUCCGGUUUGCCAGUUUUUGCAAAAGAAUCAUUAAGAAAUUCGAAAAGUAUGCACAUAUUUGCAAUGCUUACAGAUUUUCAGAUUCCAGCAUAAAAUUUUAUCCCGGAGGAUGGCUGGCUAUUGUUGCCGGAAAUGAACUUUUCAUAUGGAAAUACAUAUCGGCCGCACAGAAUGGCGUGAAUUGUCGUGUCCUGGCAAAUCGCCCGUUCACGGUCCCCGGGGGAGAGAAUACUAGUCUCCUAUCGGGAUUAAGUCGUCGUGUGUCCAACCUGUUCAGUAUUGUGGCAUCCUCCGGCGGAUUGGGGUCGCGGCUUUUGCCCACCCGUGGAGAAAACACAUUACAAGGCCAAUAUGCGAUUGAGUCCUUUCUACCGACAAAUAAAUGUGACACUGCAUUGUGGCGUGCGGUUGACAUGGCCAUCCGUUGGGGUUCUGAAGUCUCAUCGGACUCAUCUCUCGUGUACUUGCUAGCCAAACCGCAUGGUGAUUGUCAAACAACCUGCCUCAUUUCACUGACCGUGGAUGGCACAGAACUGUACACAUUCCAAGCUAUACGCCAUUCAGCAGUGAUCAUCGAAUGGCCUUUCAAAACAUUUGAUCAUGAUUCUCGUCCGAAUGCUGGUGGAGGGGACAAAUCGUGGGAACUGUGCUUACCCGCUUUAUCGGAAUGGGAACGCACAGGUCGUGGUGCACCCGCGUACCCGUGCCUGUUGGCCUCGGUCUGUCGUGCAUCUCUCGGUCAGGUUGUUCUCGUCGAAGAAACUGUUCUAUUGCUGCUCGGUUUUUCGGUUUACUACAUACGUACAGCACUUAGUUACACCGUUUUGACUGGAAACUUGGUCGCAAAGCUGGAUUUCGGUUGUUCUUCGUCCGGGGAUGGUGGCAUGGUUUCCGCUCUUCUCGGUUGUGGUAGUGUCGACUCUCAAAAUCUUUUCGUUUACGCCACCAGUCACCGGGGUCUGUUUGCAUUGAUUCCGUCGGAUGAAACAUUUGACACAUCUAUCGCACGGGAGGAUGACGAGAGAAGUAUUGAAAGUUCAACUGGUGGAGGAUCUAAAUCACACUGGACCGCAGCUAGUCAAGAUACUAGUCAUCCAGGUCCCUCAAAACCCAAUCAAGAUCGUGGUCCACUAAUCCUUGUUCGAACACAGUCCCAGACGCGCUUGGUCACUGUUCGGCUGAAUGCGGAUCGACUCAUCGUUUGUGACGCGAGUGUGGAUGACUUACCUAUGGUCAAGCUUUCCGCACCAGAUUUAACCUUCGUUACGCUUUGCGAAGUGGCUCGUAUCUUUUGGAUGGGUUUUGAGGUAAGAUUUACGACCGAUUGCAUUCCGUUUCUCUGA
Molecule: messenger RNA, 1446 nt
Organism: Echinostoma caproni
Lineage: Eukaryota; Metazoa; Platyhelminthes; Trematoda; Plagiorchiida; Echinostomatidae
Source: the annotation of a GenBank genome assembly